Molecule: messenger RNA, 1110 nt
Organism: Pyricularia pennisetigena
Lineage: Eukaryota; Fungi; Ascomycota; Sordariomycetes; Magnaporthales; Pyriculariaceae
Exons: 3
Coding region: 1-1110 (369 amino acids)
Molecular function (GO): dioxygenase activity
Source: RefSeq, a predicted model, not a curated record
AUGGCCACAAUGACAGAGACAGCGGCUCCGGCCCCCGAUACCUACAAGUUGCAGCUCCACUCGGCCUACGGUCCAGUCUACCGGGACGUGCUCCGAACCCCGGCCAGGGACUGCACCUUGUCGGAAGUGCCCGUGAUCGACCUCACCAACAUCAACGGCACAGACGAACAGCGUCGACAACUGGCCGACACCGUCCGGGAGGCCGCCGAGAACACUGGCUUCUUCUACAUCAAGAACCACGGCAUACCGGAGAGCGUCAUCGGCGCUGCCUUUGCGCAGGCGCGGGCCUUCUUUGCCCAGCCGGUGGAGCUCAAGGAGCUCGUCUCGUGCGACAAGUCAAAACACUUUAGCGGCUGGACAAAAAGACGCGGCAUCCAGAUCGCGCCCACGGACAAGCCGGACAACCGCGAGGGCUUCACCUUUCGCUACGAUCCCAGCCACGACCCAGAGACCAAGGACCCCGCCGCGGUCCCUGCGGAUGUCGCAAAGUGGCUAAAGGUCGAGGAUUUUAUGUGGCAGGGCACGGCUCAUCUUCCAAAUUUUAAACAUGACCUCGUGAAAUAUUGGCAAGAAUGCCUCACGCUGGCAAGGUCUAUGAUUAAGAUUUUUGCCCGGGCGCUGGACGUUGACGAGAAUUACUUUGAUGAUGUGGUGACAUAUCCGGGGAGCGAUAGCGUCUUCAACUACUACCCCAAAAACGAGGGCUCGGACGAGGACGUCGUCGACGUAGGACUAGGCGCCCACACGGACUUGCAGUGCUUCACGUUCCUGUGGCAGGACGACGUCGGCGGGCUGCAGGUCCUGACCAACGAGGGUCAGUGGGUCAAGGUCCCGCCUGUCAGAGGCACCUUUGUGGUCAACAUUGGGGAUUUCCUGCAGCGCGUGUCCAACGACCGCUUCAACUCCACCGUCCACCGCGUCUACAACCACGCGCCCCGGGACCGCAUCUCGAUGCCCUUCUUCUUUGGCUUCAACCACAACGCCCAGUGUGCCGUCCUGCCGACUUGCACGAGCGAGACGAACCCCGCAAAGUACGAGCCUAUUAGUUGUGGAGAGUGGUGCCGCUUGAGAUUUGAAAAGACGUUCAAUGCACCGAAGGAGGAUAAAUAA